AUGGCACAGAAACAUGCAGCGGCUGGCACCAAGGUGGCACAGCGAUCUGCAGCAGCUGGCACCACAGUGGCACAGAGACCUGCAGCGGCUGGCACUGCAGUGGCACAGACGCCUGCUGCUGCUGGCACCACAGUGGCACAGUGUCCUGCAGCGGCUGGCACCACAUUGGCACAAAGACCUGCACCGGCUGGCACCACAGUGGCACAGAGACCUGCAGUGGCUUGCACCACAGUGGUACAGAGACCUGCACCAGCUGGCACCAUGGUGGCACAGAGACCUGCAGCGACUGGCACCACAGUAGCACAGAGACCUACAGCAGCUGGCAGCACAGUGGCACAGAGACUUGCAGCGGCUGGCACCAGUAUGGCACAGAGACCUGCAGGGGGUGGCACCACAGUGGCACUGAGCUGCAGCAGCUGGCACCACGGUGGCACAGAGACCUGCAGCAGCUGGCAACACAGUGGCACAGAGACCUGCAGCGGCUGGCACCACAUUGGCACAGAGACCUGCAAUGCCUUGCACCACAGUGGCACAGAGACCUGCAGCAGCUGGACCACAGUGGAACAGAUGCCUGCACCGGCUGUCACCACGGUGGCACAGAGACCUGCAGUGGCUUGCACCACAGUGGCACUGAGACCUGCAGCGGCUGGCACCACAGUGGCACAGAGACCUGCAGUGGCUGGCACCACAGUGGCACAGAGACCUGCACUGGCUUGCACCACAGUGGUACAGAGACCUGCAGCAGCUGGAGCACAGUGUAACAGAGACCUGCACCAGCUGGCACCACGCUGGCACAGAGACCUGCAGCAGCUGGAACCACAGUAG
Molecule: messenger RNA, 825 nt
Organism: Schistocerca nitens (vagrant locust)
Lineage: Eukaryota; Metazoa; Arthropoda; Insecta; Orthoptera; Acrididae
Product: integumentary mucin C.1-like
Exons: 1
Coding region: 1-825 (274 amino acids)
Source: RefSeq, a predicted model, not a curated record